UGGCGCAGGCAGAAGUAAUAAUAUCCCACUUCUGACACCAAAAACUUGGACAAGGUAGUCGUCCAUGCUGCCACCAGUUGUGUGAGGGAAGGAAGGUAGGCUGGGAGGACAGAUACUAUCUCAACUGUGGAGUGAGGAUUUCCCUAACUAGCUCCAGCAUACCAUUGUACUUGGAUAAGUUUCAUGUCUGGAUAACAUCACAAGUGGUCUGCUGUAGUUUUAUGCACAAUUGCACGAGCAGGAAGGAAAAAACUAUCAAUCUACACACAGCCCUACACAGGAUUGAGGAGUAAUAUUUACAGCUUGCAGCUUCUGUGUUUAUAUACUGUCUGGAAGAACCUGCUCAUGAUGUACUGUGUCAAUUGAACAUUUCUGGUUGGCGGAAUUGUCCCCGGGGCACACUGACGUGCAGGAAGACAGAAUCACACAAGUGGGAUAUGUCCUAUCGUAAACUGGGUGAAACAUAAGGAUUGCAUGUAUUGUAUGGAAUAUCCCAACUUCCUCCGGUAGAAGCCAAGUUGUUCACAGACAAUAUCUCCGGUCAUGACCAUUGCCGGUGUUACUCAUCGCACUGUUCUGCCCCCGAGUCGUGUAUCUACCAUGCUGAUGAGUAGUGCUUGAUAACACGGUUCCUUCAUCCUACACAGUACUACACCUACACCACAGCAAUGGCUGCCUUCCCGCCGUCUGCUCAUGCUCCUGGCAUAAGACUUGUUUCGGAUAACCCCUUUCUUUCGGGAUUCACCCCAGAGAGGAUGUACUGCAGUCCUGUCAACAUGCCUGCUGACAAAAAUUUGGGUUCCUGGCACAGGAUUGCAAGAUGGAGUCGCUUGUGGAGAUUUAUACAUGAAGGGGAAUGCGACACAUGCACAGAGAUAGUGCUCGACCCUGACCUUGAUCCAAGCUCUGACCUUGACCCACGGGUCAAAAAGUUCCUAAUGGACAGGUCAAUACUCAAAGUUCAUCUUCCUAAUGGGGGAUUUAACAUGGUGAAAUAUGGCGACGCCACCGAUAUCAAGGAUAUCAUUCGAUUGGUGGUCGGUCGCCUUGCGGCAGGAGAACGUUAUUUCGCCAAAUGCUUCGCGGUGAAGCUGGUUCACACCCAGAGCCGGGAGAACUACUGGCUUCACAACGACCUGACAAUGUACCAGGUGCGGCAGAAGUAUGAGUCCAGACACUUACCAGAAGAGUGGAGAUAUGAACUCCGAGUGCGGUACUUACCCAAAAAUAUCCCUGAGCUGUAUUCCAAAGACAAAGUGACAUUCUACUACCUCUAUGAUCAGGUUCGGAAUGACUACAUGCGUGAUAUAGCCGAACAAAUUGCACAUGAAGUUGCCAUCAGGCUUGGCUGUAUAGAAAUGAGGCGGUUUUUCAAAGACAUGCCUCAAGUAGCUUUAGAUAAAAAGUCUAACUUUGAAUACUUAGAGAAAGAAGUUGGGCUUAAAAGAUUCUUACCUCGAACUGUGAUGGAUUCAAUGAAACCGAAGGCCUUGCGCAAACUUAUACAGCAUCACUUCCGCCAGUAUGCGCAGCUCACGGAAUCGGAGUGUGUAUAUAAGUUCUUCGAUACUCUCAUCACCGUCAUUAAGUUCAAUCAGGAAAGAUUCAAGUGCGCCUUAGGGUCUGGGUGGAGUAUCUAUGUUGAUAUUGUCAUUGGCCCUGAUGUCGGAAUCAGUUAUCUCACAGAAAAAGCCUCCUCCCCUACCCACAUGGCUGACUUUGCCCAGGUCCAGUCCAUACAGACAGUGGGCAGUGAAGAUGGCAAAGGUAUUCUGCAACUGAAGAUAGCUGGUGCUAAUGAGCCUCUCAUGAUCACGUGUGCGAUGUUGCAAGAUGCUGAAGAUGUAGCAGACCUGAUUGAUGGCUACUGUCGCCUUGUACAUGACAUGAACGACUCACUAUGGACCAGGAAAGCUACUGAAGAUCUACCUUCAUUUACUAAAAUAGCCUACCUCAGUUGGAACUCGUACGAUUCAGAUGACGAAGGGGAGGCAACAUGUAGUGAAGGCGAGACCAUUCCCAGGACACCGCGAUCAAGUUUCCAGCGGCCAGGCAUAACCGGAAGACAUGAAGAACCAGUUAGUCCCAACGAACGGAUAUCGGACUAUGCUGAGAUUGUGGAGGAAGACGGCGACUAUAGCACGCCUGAUGGUGCUCACAACUCGAGAGGUAGCAAGCGAAAGAAAACACGUGACUACGAGAUUAUCCGGGAUGCCAUCAAGCUAGUGGAGAUCCUGGGAGAAGGACAGUUUGGAGAUGUGUACAAGGGAAACUAUAUCGACAGGGAAGGAAGCCAGGUGCCGGUGGCUGUCAAGACAUGCAAGGAAGACAACGAGGAAGCCAUGACAGAGAAGUUCCUUGAGGAAGCCUACAUCAUGCAGCAGUUCGACCACCCCCACAUCGUGAAGUUGAUAGGCAUCUGUUCCGAGUCCCGACCUGUGUGGAUCGUGAUGGAGCUGGCGAGGCAUGGAGAGAUGCGAGCCUACCUCCAGAACAACAAGCCCCGUCUGGACCUGGUGAGCCUCAUCAUGUAUGCCUACCAGCUCUCAACAGCACUCUCCUAUCUGGAGAGCAAGAAAUUUGUACACAGAGACAUAGCGGCACGGAAUGUGUUGGUGUCUGGGCAUGACUGUGUCAAGCUGGGAGAUUUUGGUCUUUCAAGAUGGGUAGAGGAACAAAGUUAUUAUAAAGCUUCCAAAGGUAAACUUCCAAUCAAGUGGAUGGCUCCUGAAUCCAUAAACUUCCGCAGGUUUACAACAGCCAGUGAUGUGUGGAUGUUUGGUGUGUGUAUCUGGGAGAUUCUUAUGUAUGGUGUAAAGCCCUUCCAGGGCGUGAAGAACAACGAUGUGAUCGGGAAGAUUGAGGCGGGAGAACGGCUGCCCCUCCCGGCUGGAUGUCCUCCCUCACUCUACAACCUCAUGUGUGUCUGCUGGCAGUACGAACCUUCCAAACGACCGUCCUUCGCCGACCUCAAGACAUGGUUAUAUGAGAUCCUUGAGGAGGAGAGGAACAGACAGGAACAGGAGAUGCACAGGGAUAACAGGAGGGUCCAGGCAAUAUCAUGGGUUUCCAAUGGUUCAGACGACGAGCCCCCACCACCAAAGCCUGCCCGGCCACUCUACCCAGGGUCCACUUCCAACCUCAGCUUCAAUUCCAGUGUGUCGUCCCUCCCUCAUCAGUGGAACUCCACCUCCAACCUCCCCAAGGGCCACAGCACCCCAGCAGGGCCAUCACCCGACAUGGCAGCCAUCAAAUCAUUGGGAAGGCCGGACCCUGGCCCACCCCAUGUGAACACCUUGCAUGGAUAUUUCCCAUCUUCCACAGGGUACAUGCAGGUGUCUGCUCCUGGUACUACCAACUUCACCACAGGUUUCACCCCCAAGGCACAAAUGGAUCCUUCAUACCCACCCUACCCCAGUCACAACCACAAUCAACACUCCCAGGACCUCAUCUCUUCAGGGCACUACCAGGCCCCUUCCCCCCGAGACUCCUUGGUCCUGGGGAGGAUCUCCCCACCCCCCACACCCAGAACACAAGAGCUGGAUGAGGAGGAGAUAGCGUAUCGCCUGCGUCAACAACAGCGGGAGUCGGAGGAAGACGCCAGGUGGCUGAGGUCGGAGGAAAAGAACUUGCGGAGAGAGAAGUGGGCAGUCCAUAAAGUACGCCAUGACGAGGACAGCGACAGCACAAAGGAGAACUCUCCGCCUCUUCCACCACCACUUAGUAAGACGGCGCCAAGACUGGCCAGCCAGGCUUCCAGUGGGAGCAGAAGCAGUAGCACCAGUGACUCCACAGACCUGGGAGGUCCAGUUGGGCAGAAGAUGGCAUCCAACCUUGACCGUACGAAUGAUUCCGUGUACCAGAGCACCACCAACGUGGUGCGGUCAGUGAUGGCCAUGACCAAGGCGGCGCCACAGGUCAAGUCGGAGGAUUAUGUAGAUUUAGUAAAGACCGUUGGCCUGCAGCUCCGGAGUCUCCUUGCUAGCGUAGAUGAAACACUUCCCCAUCUUCCCCAAGAUAACCACAGAGAGAUUUCUAUGGCGCAGAAAGUGCUUAGUACAGAUAUGGCAUCCCUGAUCAGUGCAAUGAAGCUAGCCCAGGAAUAUAGUGCUACUACCUUGGACUCGGACUAUCGAAAGGGCAUGCUUAAAGCUGCCCAUUGUCUAGCCAUGGACUCAAAAAAUCUUCUAGAUGUUGUUGAUACAGCAAAAAAUGAAAGGCAGGAUGGAAGGCAUUAGCUGAUUCUCUAGGAGACAGUAGUGAUCGGAUUAAGCUCCCUUUGAAACCAAAAUGGCAGCAAACUGUCCGUCUGUUGCUAUGGAGAUGAAGCCCAUAUUGUCAUAGCAACACAUGGGCAGUUUGAGUUGAGUUUUCUUCUGGAUGAUGCAUGUUUUCAAAGAGAAAGGAAUAGCUGUCAAUACAUUACUCCUCUCAGACAGAAUAUUCACCAUGCUUCACGUCAAGACCUGUGUUCUGUCACUGAAAACUGAUGGACAUAUUCUGUGCCCAGUCCAAGUUAUUGAACUGGUCGUCAUAUUUCCGAGAAAAAAACAGCUUCAUCUCUUGAAAAAUCUUUCAGAAUUGUUAAGAAUUAUACAUGUUUAUCCCCUUAAAACAUACAAGCUGUUUGAAGGCAUUGAAAAAAUGCGUUGAACGCCUGAGGACUGUUUGGUUGUUAUAACAUGUAACUAUAUAGUACAGUAAUAUGUGUUUAACUUACGUAGCUGCAGUUCUGUCAGUUUAUCGCUGCUGUUGGUGAUGUUUCCAAAGCGUUUGUUGAAGUUUGAUGUUUAAAAACAGUUGACUGUUACAAACUGAUGCCGAAAUAUAUCGUUCAGAGAAAGGCGGAAUGUUUUGUUCUGAAGUAGGUAAAACCAGAAAUGUUUUGGGUGUUAAGGAAUAGGCUCAGUUUAGAGAAGUAGUUUGUGUUUUGUUGAUUCCAGUCUUGUGACAGGUAGAGUUAGGAAUUGCUUCAGGGUCACAGUUUGACAGAUCAUGUUAUAAAAGAUCUCUUUUGAAAUUUUUGUGAAUGUAUUCCGAAAUAUUUUCCAUCAUCAUGUUUAUCACUGAGUCCAUACUUCAUUUCCAAGGACAAUUAUGAAAUCAUUUUUACCAGGAAUAGAUUUUGUACUUAAAUAUUUACAUGUCCAAAAGAGUGAUCUCAUUGUUUAGGUUUCAUCAGUGAUCAGUAAUCACACAAGUUAUCAAGGAAGAGGUGGAAAUGAAGGUCUUGCGUGUAUAAUGUCUAAGUGCUAAUAACAUUUUACUUAAAAAAAUAAUAUGUUGUUUUUGUUUCACAGAAAACAGGUUAUACAAAAAAAUGUAAAGAAUAUGGUACUUAUCUUCUCUUCAUUAUUUUUGUUUGUCAUUAAAAUCAGUUUCUACAGUGCCAUUAAUGCUGAUGCUUGUAUAAACAUAUUACUGCUGUAAAACAGUUUCUGAGACAUCGUUUUCCAAUCGUCUCAAAUGGAGCAAUUCACUUGCUGUGCAGAACUGCUUCCUUUAGGCCUGCUAUGAACCUAUAAUUGGGUUCAAAUCCCUAUUUGCCUCUGCAUUACUCUGGAUGGUCCCACAUUAAGCUCAUAUUCCAUGCUAUAACUGGAAUACUAUCAAAAACCACAUUGCAGCCAACUCAUUGUCAUUAAAGCUACAAGUCAGCAAAGUGGACGGAAACUAACAUAUUGUUUUGAAGUUUCUAUGAACAUGUAUAUCUAAUGUUUGGUACAAAUGUUUUGUUGAAUUCUUACUUUUGAACUUCUUUCAAAGUUGGUUUAACAUUUGAAUACAUAUGAGUACAUAUACAUGCUGACUAGGGAGAAAACAAGUAGGAAGAUAGUAUGUGUCUGUUGCGUAGGCUUACAAAUAGUUUUGGAACAUGGUUUAUUCAUUUCCGUACAAGAAUACUUGUUGCCAAUAGCUGACAUCAUGAUAGACAAACUGUAUUUGACACCCCUCUUUGACCAAAAUGAGUGUAAUCAAGUCAUUGUAUUGGACUAUGCUACUGUAAGAUGAGGGGAUGAGGGUGAGGAUUUAAGUCAAACUUUAAUUACUUCAGAUUUUCAUUCAGCCUAUUUUUUAUCUUGCUGGAAUAGCGUGUUCUAAAACUCAUAAGAAAACAUCUUAAAAAUAGAAAUGAGGUUCAAAAUAUAGAAAUGGUCAUAUCUGGGAAGGAGUUAGAAGUAGUGUUUGAAUCAAAACAAUAUUUAAUCAAUGUUUUCCGAGAUUUUUAUCAUGGGUCAGAAUCGUGAUGCACAGAUUCUGCAGUUCUCAGGAAGAGGUGUCAAAAACAUAUCUGAAUUUUCAGUUUCCAGCUAGAAAAUGCCGAAGCAUCUAUGCAGAUAGUCUGGAAAAGAUGCUUCUGUAUGGAUGAGUAUUCAAACUAACUGACAUAAUGUAAAAUCCAACACCUUGUAGCUUGAACGUUAUGGUCAAAUGUCGUGUGCUGCUCAUCUAGCCAACAAUAUCUUGAUUCAAUACUCGAUAAUGAGGUCCCACUUGUCAACAAGAGACAAUAUAUAUGGUACUGCCUUGUUCAUUUACCCCCAACAGAUAAACAUCUGUGGCUUAAAUAUACCACUCAACUUUUGAUAAGGAAUUGCAGGUGCAUUGGUGAGUGAUUGUGACUGUGUGCUCAGAUAUGACCUACACCUAGUAUUCAAUAUCACCAUGUUGUACAGAAGCAUGUUCAGCUUUGUUUCAAGUUGAUCAAACAAAAAUACACAGUUCAGUAAGUCGUUAAGCUGUUACUUCGCACUAUGAAAUAUCUCCAUAUUCCUGUCACAGACUGAGAUUUAUGUGUGAGCCAUGUUUGACUAUGUUCAAGCCAUUAUGCUGUACGACAAGUUAUGUUUCCAAGACAUGGUCGUGUUGUCCACCAUAACAGAUUAUAUUUGUGAGCUCCAGUUGUUAAGUUGAAAUGAAAGACUUUUGACUAUGACUUCAGCAAUAACCAAACCCUAGCCUGCGUCUACUAAUGUAAAGUAUUGUAUAUGUACAUCUCUUUAUUUUAAUGUAUUACAUAUUGUUAAUAUAUUGUAUGUUUUGUAUAUUUUGUUUAAGUUCUAUAAUUAUUUUAAGAAGUUGAAUAGCUUACAUACCCCCCUGUCUAUAUACUGUUUCUUCCAAUAAAGGAACAUUCUGUGACAUAUUUGAGGACACUACAGUCAUAAUUCAGCUUAAACAAUGGAAGCAGUUUAGUAUUUGUGUCAGUGGAAGAUUUCAAAAGGACGUACCUGUUACCUGUUCUGCUGUUUUGAUGUUGACAAACACGUACAGGAUCUUGUAACAUAUUAGUACAACAAGGAAUAAAAAAAUUCUACUUUACCCAAAGUCAAGUGGAUACUUUAAUGAGAACAACUUCUUUAAUGUCUAAUUACAGCAACUUUUCAGCCCAAAUCCCUAUACCAUUGUCAAGCAAAUAUAGAUUUGUGGAUGAAAGCUUUGUAUGUCUUGCUUGAUAGCAGUAUUAGGAUGUAUGCAGAAAUGGUGCUGUAAUAGUAUAUUAAAGAUGUUUUUGUCAUUCUUGCGCUUCUACGAAAGCCUAUUAAGGAAUUUACCCAAAGUAUUGUUUGUAUUAGUAAAGACAGUAGUUAUAUACCUGUGGUUUCAGGUAAAUCAGAUGAUGAAAUUUGUUUCCUUGAAACUGUAACUAAGUACUUGCAUGUAUAUGUACUGGAAACCAGAAUGAAAACAGACUCCUCAUGGAUAGAAGUGAUGAAGGUUAAGAUGACAAAUGGAAGACGUUUUAGGGAUGGUCCCAACCAACAAAUACACACCCUGAUUGCCAGAUUACUUACAUCAGACUUCACGAUGCCAUGUCAAAUAUUCCACCAGUAGAGCCCUGGACGUAGAAGGAUGGGUGCAACUUUGGCUUAUUUGGCUUUUCAUUAUCAAAAAUCAAUAAUUCGAAUAUCAGAUUUUUGAAAAGAGAAUUUCAUAAUAAUCAUCGAGGGGCAGUAGGGUAGCCUAGUGGUUUAAGCGUUUGCCUGUUAUGCCAAAGACCCGGGUUUGAUUCCCACAUGGGUACAAUGUGUGAAGCCCAUUUUUGGUGUCCCUCGCCAUGAUAUUGCUGGAAUAUUGCUAAAAGCGGCAUAAAACUAGACUCACUAUCUCCCCAUAAUAAUCUUAGUAAACUUUUGAGAUCUUACCACAUUUCUAACUGCUGAUAUUUUGUGAGCAAUUUGUCGAGGUUGAAACUGUGGACUUGCAUGAUGAUUAUAGGUAAGGUUUUGGAUGGUGUGUACGGAUGAUCAUAUUUAGACGUAGAGGAUUUGAGUAACGCAGACAAUGAAUGCUAUGAUGGUUGUGAACAGAGUCGAUACCACGGAAGAAUGCUCAGUUCCAUAUUUUUUAAAAGGACAUAUUUUGCUAAAGAGUGCUUUAACGGAUUGAGAAAUUACCACAUACAGUUUCAACUGGGUAAUCAAGAUAUAUCUUAGCUUUUCAAUGUCAUGCUUAUUGAUAUUUGUUAUCGAAGUUCUGAUAUGUCUUGAAAUUUUAAAUUUUCUACACUAUUUAUACAAACAAUGUUAAUACUGUCAGUUCAUUGUCAUGUACAUUAUAAGUCUGUGUGCAAGAUGAUGUUGAUUUCUCUGAUAAUAUGGCAUUUGAAAAGUAUAGCUUGAGUCUGUUGCUAGGAUGGUGCUGAUAUAUGUACUCUAAUGCAUUUAUCUUAUAGGGUUUACUAUGCUGAUAUGCCUAAUGGCCAAUCAUGGGGACCAUCUCAAGAUAAAACUUUCAUAAAAAUGAAAUAAUAAAUUAAAUAUGUCAAAAAUAUUUCUUGUUUGAAGUUGUCUUUUUUUCUUAACAUAUCAAAAUACUUUUAAGAACAAUAUGUCAAGUUUUGAUUUGAAAUGUUUUGAGGUGGUCCCUCUUUCUCCUAUUCUUCAUUGAUCCUUUCUCAGCCAACUCUUUCCUAAUGUACAACUCUGUCCUUCUUGACAUUGUACAUACUCAUUAUAGAUAUUUUCAUAUUGUUUUCAUCCCAGCUUUCAACUUGUCAUGUAUUGUAAAUAAGCCAAAGCCAAUAAAAUAUUACAAGAUGG
Messenger RNA from Haliotis rubra (blacklip abalone), 9044 nucleotides. RefSeq names its product focal adhesion kinase 1-like. Bases 669 to 4238 code for a protein of 1189 amino acids. NCBI's taxonomy places the organism in Eukaryota, Metazoa, Mollusca, Gastropoda, Lepetellida, Haliotidae. Gene Ontology annotation, biological process: protein phosphorylation; signal complex assembly. Gene Ontology annotation, cellular component: cytoskeleton; focal adhesion. Gene Ontology annotation, molecular function: protein tyrosine kinase activity; ATP binding. The transcript is spliced from 30 exons. The record is from RefSeq and is a predicted model, not a curated record.